AUGAACGAAAAAGUGACAAACGAUCUUAAAGACAUCAUGAAAAUGUUAAUAGAUUUACCAAGCAUCAACGAGGCAGUGCGUAUUCAAAAGAAAAUCCAAGACGGCCUAAUUGAAGAUAAGCAGAUUUACGAAGAAUUUUCUAGCUAUGGUAACGAACUCGACGAGCACAUGCAUACUAUAUACAAUUGUGCUUGUGAAACGGGCAUAUCCCAUUUGCAACUACUAGAUACCCUUCUGCAGACAUUAAAAAUCACCACUGCUCAAUACUACGUUUCGAGAAUUUUAAUCUAUAAUUUCCUAGAUAUUCACAAUGAAAAACCAAUUCACAAUGAAAGAAAAAAAGAUUUAACCGAGAGGGUCCAACAAGAAUUUAGACACGCGGUUUUACAGUUUAAGAAAGUUAUGAAUAAUUCAUCUCGAGAGUUUUGGUCCUGUGACUACAGAGAUUACUCAGGAGAUGCAAGAUAUCAAGACAAAAAUGAUUUCGAAUACUAGGAACUGAUGCCCUUCCGAAAAUACUUUAUAACUGAAGGUAAUUUCGGAUAUAUCGGUUAUGACUGUAGCUUAAAGUGUCCUUAUAUACACAAGAUGGAUGGUUGUGGCAAGGGUGAACAUUUUUGUAAAUCUAAUCGAAUCUGUAAAAACAGACUCGUUGUUUGUGAAAAAAUACAUCGUAACUAUAGGAAAGGCACUGCAGUCUGUCUCAAUAAAGAUGCGAAUUCCCAAUCCAGAUUCAAAGCUAUUGUUCCUAAUAAAAGGGAAUACACGGACGAUUUAUACUGUCUUGAUAAAGAAGCUGAAUUGACAACAUUGUUGGAUCAUUUUGUUGCAACACCUUUCAGUUUUUACUCCUGUGACUACUGUGGUUGUGCGUGUGAAGGAAAAUCAAUACUUGGUAAAUUUUGACUAUAAUUUAGCCGACGCCCGCAGCAACAAGUAAGAACCAGUUUUGCACAUACAAAUACACGAAAACUUCAUCAAAUAUUACUUGCGCAUGAUCUGAAUUUUCAUAAUCAUCACCGGAGCUAGAUUGAG
This is a messenger RNA of Nasonia vitripennis (jewel wasp), 1035 nucleotides long. RefSeq lists its product as uncharacterized. NCBI's taxonomy places the organism in Eukaryota, Metazoa, Arthropoda, Insecta, Hymenoptera, Pteromalidae. The record is from RefSeq and is a predicted model, not a curated record. The transcript is spliced from 7 exons. The coding region runs from base 1 to 495 and encodes 164 amino acids.